CUCAUUAUUUGGAGUUUUACACUUUUACUUGACUGACUCAAUUAAAAUUGCUCAAAUCAACACAAAAAAUUUCCAAUCAACUGAUACAAUUUGCAAUUUCGCACUUUGCAAUUGUAACAAAUUCGAUCAAAUAAUUGUAAUCAACUGUGUAAAACUUACCCUAAUUUUUCCGGCAAUGGAGGAAGAUAUCGCCGGUACACUCCGGCGAAUGUCGACAAGAACUCGUAAAGUAGCACCAAAAAUGGUGGCUGCUCUUGCUAGCUCCGAUAAUCGAACUCAGGCGGCUUUAGCAAGGCUCGAAGCUUUGGAAAACGAUAAUGGCGGAGUAGAAACGGUCGAAAUUAACGAUGAUGAUGAAGCUUCUCUCGAUGAUGAUGACGAAGCUUAUAUACAGAAGAAGCAGUCUAUGAGUAUGAAAAGGAAAACUCGUCAAGGAAAGGCGCGAGAAAAUGCAAAGAAAGCUCCUAGAACAUUUUUGGAGCUAGUUAAUGAGGCAAAUUUGGAAGCCUUACCCCCUCAUGUUCCAAAUUAUUUGAGGGCAGCUGUUGGACCUCCAAGUAUUAUAUCUCGCCGUAAUUUCUGCACAGUUUGUGGGUUUACUGCUAAUUAUACAUGUGUGAGGUGUGCCGUGCGCUUUUGCUGUAUCCGGUGCCAGAAGAUACAUAAUGAUACUCGUUGUUUGAAGUUUGUUGCUUGAUUAACUAAGAGGCGUUGUUGUGCAGUAUAUUUGUAAGUUCAGGGUUAACUACUGCAAUCUAGUAUUAUACACUUAAUGAGAUUAUUUGAAAUGAAGUAUCUUGUUCAUGGGAGUUUUGUUGAACUUUUUGUUGUUUUGUUAUGUAUUAGUAGUUUGCUUAUUAGUUUCAAAGUAAUUAGAUCUUUGACAUUAGAGAUGUAAUAUAAAUAGAAAAUUCAAAAGCAAAUCUUAUUGCCUUUGCAUUA
Molecule: messenger RNA, 942 nt
Organism: Beta vulgaris subsp. vulgaris (sugar beet)
Lineage: Eukaryota; Viridiplantae; Streptophyta; Magnoliopsida; Caryophyllales; Amaranthaceae
Product: SWR1 complex subunit 6
Exons: 4
Coding region: 176-697 (173 amino acids)
Biological process (GO): chromatin remodeling
Cellular component (GO): Swr1 complex
Molecular function (GO): nucleosome binding
Source: RefSeq, a predicted model, not a curated record